Messenger RNA from Candidozyma duobushaemuli, 2349 nucleotides. RefSeq lists its product as uncharacterized. Lineage: Eukaryota; Fungi; Ascomycota; Pichiomycetes; Serinales; Metschnikowiaceae. Bases 1 to 2349 code for a protein of 782 amino acids. The transcript has a single exon. The record is from RefSeq and is a predicted model, not a curated record.
AUGGCCGACAACUUCGAACGACACAGGUCUACGCGUUGGGUCAAGGCCGACGUUCCUUCAUACGGUGACAAUUGGGGAGAUGAUUAUGAUAAUUACGAUAACUACGAACAAGAUAUAGCUGAGGAGCCCAAGGAGGAGGCGACUACUACGCCCAACUUGGUGCUUUCAAUAGAUAACCACCGCCGUUAUGGCUAUGAUGAUGACGAUUCCGAGCAAGCCUACAGUCAGCCGCCGCUGGCCAUUUCAGAACCCAAAGAUGGCGCUUUUGGUCGUGAUUUGCUGGAUAGCAGCGAUGAGGAAGUGUCAUACAUUCCAGAGAGCCCAGACAGGGCUGCCCCUGAACUACCAGAGAAGGACUCUCCUGAGGCCACAGCUAAACAUAGACCUGCGCCUUUGGAUACUUCAGGUCUGGCACAAGAGGACUUCGUACCUCCAACUCCAACAUUCUCCCAAACGACUUUCUCCCAGCAGCCAGAAACUCCAGUGUCCGACAGGAGCUUCAUUUCAGACGCCGAUUCCAUCCAGAGAGAGCCAGAAUCACUUAAUGUGGCUGGUCGCAAUGAUGAGAGCUUGAACGAAAUCAAAGAAGAUCCCCAGCUAGAAAAUGCCGCAGAGAAGCCACUGGAGUUGGUGCUCUCUGUUGACAAGUUGAACUUACACGACAAUUCCUCCGAUGACUCAGAUUCGCUUCAUUUUGACAACGAAAGAAGCACUGAAAAGGCGACCACCAGCACUUUAGCUUUGCCUCAAGAUGAAGAGACCCCUGCAUCGCCUCGUGAAGAGCAUGUCGAUUCGCCAUUACAUGUCAACCUGCCAGAGCUUCCAAGCGAGAGACGUCCCAUCAAGACAGACGCCUUAGACUCGCUCAUCAACGACCUUCUGAAGAUGGAGAGGCUGUCUACGUAUAAGGAAUCUGCUAAGAAAGAUCUUCCGCCACCACCUCCCGGAAAGGACGAGGAUGAGGGCGAGGCCAAUUUGCCUUCUCUAAGCUCUAUUCGUGACAUGUCGCUCCCUAAUUUCGAGGAUCAAUCAUUCAGCGGUCUGAGCCCAGAAACCUCCCACGUUCUCGAUGAAUUGACACAAGAGCUGCAAGAGGAGGUACAGAAAGCCCAUGAGCUGUACGUUUCGAAUCUUCUGGCUCACACUCGCUCUGUGAAGAAGGCUCCUCCCCGCUCUCCUAAUCCUGAGGUGAAGACAACUGAGCCCGAGGAGGCUCGUGAAGCGCCUUCCACACCGAAGCAACAGGCGCAAAGCGAGCUGGGCGACGACUACGACCCAAGCAACCCGCUCCAUAUUGGUGCAAUUCCAGUGCUCUCACCAGAAUCCAUUUCGACAAAGCACCUUUCCGCUGAUUUCUCCAAUAUGCCUCUUCAACCGCCACAGCCUCCAAGGGGUCCUCUCGCUGAUGUUCUGCGCAGAGAUUCUACAAUGACGACGUCAACUUUCAAUAUGGGCAACUGGAAACCGAACACAAGCAUGUAUCGUGAUCAGUUCGUCAAUGAUAAUGAUAAUGAAUCCCACAUGAAUGUCAGCGUAUACAACGGGAAGGAUAAUCAUGACAGAUUUGUGAGCAACCAUUCGUCACUGGGAUAUGCUGAGUCGUUCACAAACUCAAGCACUUUAUCUGUUCCGGAAACAGUGGCAUUGCCAAGCAUCCACGAAGAUACUUCCGACGCUGAAAUUAUGCGAGAUGAUGAUGAUACCUCCGAUGAUCACAGCUUCAGUCAUCUCGACAACAGCAAAUCGGAUGGAGAUCUCUCCUUGCCUGGAAAAGACCAGCGCAGCUCGCAGGGUUCGAUCUUCAAAGAGGAGAAGCUUACAUUGCCUGGAUCACUCGAGCAAUUACCUAAGGACAACAACACGAACGAAAAAUAUAAAUCAAUGUGCUCCAUUGAGUCCAAGAGCGAUGAGAAUGAGGAGGACCAACCACCGCAGCGUUCUGCUACAAAACGUUUAGCAAGCACAUCAUCAUUUGGUAUCAGUAAACCGCCAAUGCAAAAAUAUCCAGUCAGCAAGUGGAAGGAUCUCACUAGUCCCUCUCAGCCUGUGGACAGAAUUGAAGCUUUCAAGAAUGCUAAACAACGUGAAAUUGAAUACGACUCGGGUUUGCAAUAUUGGCUUCAAGAGACAUUGAGGUCCACUGAGGUGUCUCCCAACAUGCAUAUUGGUAAGCUUGCCGAACAAGUCUAUCAGAAUGCCACACACACUGAUAUCAGAAGGCAUACUUCGAUGGCCCUCAAUACUACAAGUCUUCGAAACAAGGUGUCUUUGGUCAAAGACAAGAUGGAUACUACGGCAGGUUUUGGUCGUCGUUUCUUGAACAAGGGAAAGAAGUUUAUGAAAUCUUAA